Messenger RNA from Cynocephalus volans (Philippine flying lemur), 3511 nucleotides. RefSeq names its product valyl-tRNA synthetase 2, mitochondrial (gene VARS2). The record is from RefSeq and is a predicted model, not a curated record. Gene Ontology annotation, molecular function: ATP binding; valine-tRNA ligase activity; aminoacyl-tRNA deacylase activity. Gene Ontology annotation, biological process: valyl-tRNA aminoacylation. Bases 221 to 3415 code for a protein of 1064 amino acids. The transcript has 30 exons. Gene Ontology annotation, cellular component: cytosol. Lineage: Eukaryota; Metazoa; Chordata; Mammalia; Dermoptera; Cynocephalidae.
CUCCAGGAAGUGGGAGGCGCUGCGGGACCAGGGCCCACGCGCUGGGACGGGCGGGAAGGCCCGGCCGCGCAGGGCUAGCGGCACUGCGGGCGGCGUGUGGGCAGGCGGAGAUCGCAGGGACCCUGAGGAACUGCUUGCUGGCUUUUAGGAGCGCGGGUGCGCAGCAUCGUCCUCAGUCCUCGAGGCCUCUCCCAUCUGGGUCCCUUUCCAAACACUCCUGAUGCCUCAUUUGCCUCUGGCCUCUUUUCGACCACCACUUUGGGGGCUGAGGCCCUCACGGGGCCUCCCCAGGUCCCAUCCCCUUUCUACACAGCCAGAGCCCCAUGGAUCUCCCAUCUCCCGGAGGAACCGAGAAGCCAAACAGAAGCGCCUGCGAGAGAAGCAGGCGGCGCUGGAAGCUGGGAGAGUCGGGAAGAGCAAGUCCCUUGCAGAAUCUAGUAAGGCCUGGAGUCCUAAGGAGAUAAUAUUGUAUGAAAUCCCUACAGAACCUGGUGAAAAGAAAGAUGUCUCUGGGCCCCUGCCUCCUGCAUACAGCCCCCGAUAUGUUGAAGCUGCCUGGUACCCAUGGUGGGUGCGAGAGGGUUUUUUCAAACCAGAAUAUCAGGCCCGGCUGCCCCAGUCCACAGGGAAGACCUUUUCCAUGUGUAUCCCACCGCCCAAUGUCACUGGCUCCCUACACAUCGGCCAUGCACUCACGGUGGCCAUACAGGACGCCCUUGUGCGCUGGCACCGGAUGCGUGGGGAUCAGGUGCUGUGGGUGCCUGGCACAGAUCAUGCAGGAAUUGCUACACAAGCUGUGGUGGAGAAACAGCUGUGGAAGGAGCAGGGGGUGAGGAGACACGAGCUGAGCCGGGAAGACUUCCUCAGGGAGGUGUGGCAGUGGAAGGAGGCGAAAGGUGGAGAGAUCUGUGAGCAGCUGCGAGCUCUGGGUGCCUCCCUGGACUGGGAUCGAGAACGUUUUACCAUGGAUGCUGGCUCUUCAGUGGCUGUGACCGAAGCCUUUGUGCGGCUCUACAAGGCGGGGUUGUUGUACCGGAGCCAUCAGCUUGUCAACUGGUCAUGUGCUUUAAGAUCAGCCAUCUCAGACAUUGAGGUGGAGAGCCGGCCCCUGUCUGGCCGUACGGAGCUUCUAUUGCCCGGCUGCCCCACCCCUGUGUCUUUUGGCUUCCUACUGUUUGUUGCCUUCCCCGUGGAUGGAGAGCCUGAUGCAGAGGUCGUGGUAGGAACCACGAGGCCAGAGACGUUGCCUGGAGAUGUGGCCGUGGCUGUUCAUCCCGAGGACUCUCGAUACACACAUCUACACGGGCAUUGGCUUCGUCACCCCUUGACAGGGCAGCUUCUCCCCCUCAUCACAGACUCUGCUGUUCAGCCGCAUGUGGGCACAGGGGCAGUGAAGGUGACUCCAGCUCACAGUCCUGCCGAUGCUGAGAUGGGGGCCCGACAUGGCUUGAGCCCCCUGAGUGUCAUUGCAGAGGAUGGGACCAUGACCUCUCUCUGUGGGGACUGGCUGCAGGGUCUUCACCGAUUUGUGGCCCGGGAAAAGAUUAUGUCUGCGCUGAGGGAGCGGGGCCUGUUCCGGGGCCUCCGGGAGCACCCCAUGGUGCUGCGCCUGUGCAGCCGUUCUGGGGAUGUGGUAGAAUACCUACUGAGGAGCCAGUGGUUUGUCCGCUGCCGGGAAAUGGGGGACCGAGCUGCCAAGGCUGUGGAGUCGGGGGCCCUGGAGCUGAGCCCCUCCUUCCACCAGAAGAACUGGCAGCACUGGUUUUCCCACAUUGGGGACUGGUGUAUCUCCCGGCAACUGUGGUGGGGCCAUCAGAUUCCAGCCUACCUGGUCACGGAGGGGCAUGCAAAGGGCGACAGGGAGGAGUGUUGGGUGGUCGGGCGGUCAGAGGCUGAAGCCAGGGAGGUAGCAGCAGAACUGACAGGGAGACCAGAGGCGGAGCUGGCCCUGGACAGGGACCCAGAUGUCCUGGACACAUGGUUCUCUUCGGCUCUUUUCCCCUUUUCUGCCCUGGGCUGGCCCCAAAAGACCCCAGAUCUUGCUCGUUUCUACCCCCUGUCACUUUUGGAGACGGGCAACGACCUUCUGCUGUUCUGGGUGGGCCGCAUGGUUAUGCUGGGCACACAGCUCACGGGGCAGCUCCCCUUCAGCAAGGUGCUCCUUCAUUCCAUGGUUCGGGACAGGCAGGGCCGGAAGAUGAGCAAGUCCUUGGGGAAUGUGCUGGACCCCCGGGACAUCAUCAGUGGGGUGGAGCUGCAGGAGCUGCAGGCAAAGCUGAGAGAUGGCAGCUUGGACCCCACAGAGCUGGCCAUUGCAGCUGCAGCACAGAAAAAGGACUUUCCUCAUGGCAUCCCCGAGUGUGGGACAGAUGCGUUGAGAUUCACGCUGUGCUCCCAUGGAGUUCUGGGGGGUGACUUGCACCUGUCUGUCUCGGAGGUCCUGAGCUGCCGGCAUUUCUGCAACAAGAUCUGGAAUGCCCUGCGCUUUAUCCUCAAAGUCCUAGGGGAGAAAUUUGUACCUCAGCCUGCAGAGGAGCUGUCUCCCUCCUGCCCCAUGGAUGCCUGGAUCCUGAGCCGCCUUGCCCUUGCUGCCUGGGAGUGCGAGCGGGGCUUCCUCACCCGGGAGCUCUCACUGGUCACCCACGCGCUGCACCACUUCUGGCUCCACAGCCUCUGUGACGUCUACCUGGAGGCCGUGAAGCCGGUGCUGUCGCGCUCACCCUGCCCUUCAGAGCCCUCUCAGGUCCUGUUCUCCUGCGCUGACCUUGGGCUCCGGCUCCUUGCCCCGCUAAUGCCCUUCCUGGCUGAAGAGCUCUGGCAGAGGCUGCCCCAAAGGCCUGGCUGCCCCGCUGCCCCCAGCAUCACUAUUGCCCCCUACCCCAGUGCCCACAGCUUGGAGCACUGGCGCCAGCCCGAGCUGGAGCAGCGCUUCUCCCGGGUCCAGGAGGCUGCACAGGCACUGAGGGCUCUCCGAGCCACGUACCAGCUCACCACAGCCCGGCCCCGAGUGCUGCUGCAGAGCCCUGAGCCUGGGGAGCAGGGCCUCUUCCAGUCCUUCCUGGAGCCCCUGGGCACCCUGGGCCACUGUGGGGCCGUGGGCUUCUUACCCCCAGGUACAGCAGCUCCCACCGGCUGGGCCCAGGCUGCACUAAGUGGCACACUUCAGGUCUACAUGGAGCUGCAGGGUUUAGUGGACCCGCAGACACAUCUUCCUCUGCUAGCUGCCCGAAGGCACAAGUUGCAGAAGCAGCUGGACAGCCUCCUAGCCCAGGCCCCAUUGGAAGGGGUGGCAGAGACUCAGAUGCAGCAACGGCUCUCUUCCCUACAAUUGGAACUGUCGAAACUGGACAGGGCAGCCUCGCACCUCCAGCAGCUGAUGGAGGAGUCUCCUGGCCCCGGGGAGCUCAAGCCGUAACUCCCCAUCCCUGUCUGUUUUCCUCCCUCUCAGACCCAUCUUUGGGGACAAACAGAUUUGUCAGCCGUUUUGGUGCGAUUGGACUAUGUGGCCCAC